AGUAUAACAACACACUACUCGCCAUCCCCAGGGACGCCAAGGGGUCACCAAACAUCCCCCCAUAAAGUGUGUUCAUUUGCCGCAAGGCACAUAUAGUUUCCCCUGCAACAGGCGACGUGAAUACACCCGCAAGGCAUUGUGCUGUACCCUACACGGAGACGCUUGGGCUCACUUGUGCCGCUCUAGGGAUAAUUAGUGGACCCUAAAUGAGCAACACUGGCUAGAGUACCACCACUAUCUGUCUCACUUUAAACCCGUCCGCCUUCACCGUCACAGCAACUGUCAUCUUUAUCGUCCUGCUCCGCGCUCCGUCAGCCCCUAUAGUCAUUGUGACGUGAUUCUUACGCUAAAUUAUAUAUAUAUCAACUUCCACCAUCCUUCCAUCAUCCUCCAUCUCCAACACAGUUUAGUGUUUGUUGUUAAGAAGUCCCUGUUAAGUCAUGUGGCCUCUCCUCUCUCAGCUUUCUCGGGUUCAUCUGAGGCUACGGACCUCUCUGCUUGCUUCACGGAAUUUGACGACCAGUUGCUGUCAUCAGCUGGACAACCGUGUGAAGGCAACACAAAACACACUCUAUGAAUUGCGCACAUAUACUUUGUAUCCGGAGAAGAUGCGGGAGUUCCUCACCCUGACGGAAGAACACCUCCACCUGCGUACAGCUCACUCCAAGCUCCUAGGCUACUGGACGUCAGAGAUCGGAGGGCUCAACCAAGUUGUCCACAUCUGGGAAUACGAGAGUUUGACCCACCGAGCUGAGGUGAGAGCCAGGCUGGCCGGUGACCCGGAGUGGCUUGGUCGCUACGUCAGUUGUGUCAUAGGGAUGUGGCAGCAGCAAGACAACGUGCUCCUCGCCCUCCUGCCGGGCACCGCCAUCAAGCACCCGUCUGGCAAAGGUGUGUACGAACUGCAGACACUACACAUGAAGGGCCCUCGCAGUGCGUGGUGUGAGGCUCUGGUGAAGCAUGUGAGGGUGUGUGAGGAGGCAGCGAGGGAGGGCAGGUCGCGAGCAGUGGGUGUAUGGAGCUCCUUACUGGGCCCCACACACAUGGCAGCUGUCUUGUGGCAACACAACACCCCGGACUGCUGUCUAGCGCUCAAGGCCGCUGCCGACUCCCUUGUAGACAUGACAUUGUCUUCUCACGUACAUAGUGGUCACAGCAAGCUGCUACUUCCCCAUGCUGUCUCCAGCCUCCAGUGACCAAGAGCUUCUCAUCUCCGUGUAUAUCUGACCACAGUCUCUCAACCCUACACAAACAAGCCAGCUCAAACGACUUGUUUGACUUAAAGCAGCAUCUCCAAUAACUUGUGUCAUUAUGCUGUUAAACCCCCAAUACUUGUCUAACACUGCGAGGCAGCACCAGCUACCAAGCUUAUUCUUCAGAUAUGAUGCGUGAACCAUUUCCCAAUUUUUUUUAUAUUUAAACAGUUUAUUCUGUAUAAAUAAAGCUAUAUACUGUA
Molecule: messenger RNA, 1456 nt
Organism: Procambarus clarkii (red swamp crayfish)
Lineage: Eukaryota; Metazoa; Arthropoda; Malacostraca; Decapoda; Cambaridae
Product: protein NipSnap homolog 3A
Cellular component (GO): mitochondrion
Source: RefSeq, a predicted model, not a curated record